AUGGAAUUUUACGUUUGCACCAAUGUGGUUGGCUUCCUGAUCAGUGUCGCCACUGGAUCCCAUCUUCACUUGGAUCUGAUUGGAACUGGUGCCUUUGCGCUAGCUACAAUCCCAACGUUUCUGCAAGACAAUGUGGCUCUCCAUUCCCAGUGGUCGUCUUGGGCAGUGGCUGUCUGGGGGACCAAGUUGGCAGGUUUUCUCUUUUUCCGAGCGACUCAAACUGGACACGACAAACGUCUGGAAGAGGUGCUGUUGACAACUACAGGGACAUUUCAGUUUUGGCUGGUUACAUUUGUAUGGAAUGCAUUUUGCUCCUUGCCCUAUCUACUGGGACUCUGUAAUACUGGUGGUGGAGUCGGUGGUGCCGAUGGAAUGGUCCUCAAGGCAGGAGGUGCUGUUUAUGCCCUAGGCUUGGGUAUCGAAACCAUUGCCGAUCUACAAAAGUACUUCUUCAAGCGUGCCAAUCCAGGAAAGUUUUGCAAUGCGGGCCUCUGGGGCAUAAGCCAACAUCCAAAUUAUCUGGGCAAUCUGAUUCUGUGGUUUGGAAUUUUGGUCAUGAAUGCGCCGUGGCUGAUCGAAUCAUCGAUGUCUGCAACUCCGCUCUUUACAGGUGCGCCUACAACCGACGGGGCUGGCAUUAUUGGUCUACUGGUGGGAGGCUUGAAAUCGAGUGUGAAUUGGCUGUGGAGAUGUCGGCGAUUGAUCGUCGCAUUGGUCUCUCCCUUGUUCAUGUGGCAGCUCUUCAACUCGCAAGCGUCAGGUACUAUGAUGAAUACUGUGGAGUUGGCCAAAUCCAAAUACGGGAAUGAUCCAGCCUACAAAGACUACAUUGAAAAUGUUCCAUUGAUUUUCCCCAAGUUUUGA
This is a messenger RNA of Cylindrotheca closterium, 864 nucleotides long. The record is from the annotation of a GenBank genome assembly. NCBI's taxonomy places the organism in Eukaryota, Bacillariophyta, Bacillariophyceae, Bacillariales, Bacillariaceae.